Puma concolor (puma) is the source of this 3903-nucleotide messenger RNA. The record is from RefSeq and is a predicted model, not a curated record. NCBI's taxonomy places the organism in Eukaryota, Metazoa, Chordata, Mammalia, Carnivora, Felidae.
AUGCUCUUCACCAAGGCCUUUGGAAAUAACAUUGCGAAGGAGACCCGCCCAAUGUUGUCUUUGAGUGGUGCUUUUAUGGCUAUUGAAUGUGGACUGAGUAUGCUAGUGGGAGGCUCUACGAUUGAAAUGGGUUUCCCUGAUUUCAGUGGGGCUGGAGAGCCCUUCGGCCUCUCCGUAGGAGAAGCGUGCCUACACUUACCAGACUUACGAGAGACAAAGGUGUUUGUUUACUGUAACAGGCAGCAGAGUGGAUUUGGACACUUCCAAGUAAAGGCCCCUCUACAGCAGGUCCCAGAUAGCUGGGCGGCACCCCCAGCAGUGCAGGAGAAUGAGCUCCUGGUUGUGGGGGCUGCGUGGACGCUCGUCCCACGGAACGCAGCACGAGUGCGCUCUCAGGAGUUGUGCAAAGUGGUGACCUUCUCCCUCUCCAACCUCUUCUUAACAUCUCACCUCCCAGAUGCCAUGGAGAGUGACCAACUUUUGCAAGGCAUGCGGCAACUUUUCAAGGCUAACUCUUCUGGGGUCAAGGCAGGAAGGAGUGGGGUCUCUCGAGGAGCUGAAAGUUUUAUAAAAAGCAUUGGAGAAAGAAAGGCCAUUCUGCUGGUCAAACCCCCGUGGUGGAAAAAACGAAGAAUUGUGAAGAAACGAAGACGCUGGGUUUUAAGAAGUACUGCUGUGAAAGUUUUGGUUUGCGUUCAUGAGCGUGGGGCCCCCGUGCACAUGGGCAGACACCCGGCCAACCCUGGCCCUGUCUACCACCUAUUGCGGCAAAUGGCAAUCCAUUCGCCGUCCCUGUUGCCUGAGGGUGUGCACAUCAGCAGCUUGGUCCGCCCUCAGAAGGAAAGACCAGGGGAGAAGUCAGUUCGAACCUGGACCUCUGCGCACUCGUCGCCAGUGACGAGCAGAGGCCUCGAUCAGGGCAAGGUUGGACCUCCUCUCGAUAUCAUGCUGUACCCACUGAACUGCACAGAUUUCAGCAUCCAGUGGAAAAUGCCAAGGCAUCCUGGGAGCCCCAUCAUUGGGUAUACCGUCUUCUACUCCGAGGUCGGCGUCGAUAAAUCCCUGCAGGAGCGGUCCCAUAGUGUGCCACUCAGCCAGGACAUCCCUGCCCUUGGACAAUCCGAUCGUCAGGUGAUUUUUGAGGAAGUGAUUGGAGACUUGAAACCAGGCACUGAAUAUCGAGUGAGUGUAGCAGCUUACAGCCAGACUGGCAAAGGACGGCUUAGCUCUCCUCGGCACGUUACUACUUUGCCCCAAGAUUCCUGCCUGCCUCCAUCAGCACCCCAGCAGCCACAUGUCACUGUGGUCUCUGAUUCUGAGGUAGCCCUCUCUUGGAAACCUGGAAAGAGCGAAGGAAGCUCCCCAAUUCAGUACUAUUCUGUGGAAUUCAUCAGACCAGAUUUUGACAAGAGUUGGACCUUAAUCCAAGAGCGGAUCCAGAUGGACUCCAUGGUUAUCAAGGGCCUUGAUCCAGAUACCAACUAUCAGUUUGCCGUGAGGGCCAUGAAUCCCCAUGGCCCCAGCCCUCGAAGCCGGCCCAGCGACACCAUCAGGACCUUCCGCCCUGAGGAGGCAGGAAGUGGCCGCUAUGGACCCCGCUAUACAACCGACAUGGGAGUCAGUGAAGAUGAUGACGGAUUUGAAGACGACUUAGAUUUGGAUAUAUCCUUCGAGGAGGUUAAACCACUUCCUGCUAUCAAAGGAGGACAUAAGAAAUUUUGGGGGGAAUCCAAGAUGGCACCCAGGUCAAACCCAAAGACCACUUCUAGGCUUGUCCCCCCUACCCUAGCGUCUCUCCCAAUGACUACAGUGGCUCCUCAGCCCACUCCAGCGGAGAGGAAAGGGAAGAAUGGUGUGGCUAUAAUGCCGAGGCUCUUUGACAUGUCUUGUGAUGAAACGCUCUGCUCAGCUGACAGCUUUUGUGUCAAUGACUACACCUGGGGGGGCUCACGGUGCCACUGCAACCUGGGCAGAGGUGGUGAGAGCUGCUCAGAAGAUAUUGUUAUACAGUAUCCUCAGUUCUUUGGCCACUCCUUUGUAACCUUUGAACCUCUGAAGAACUCCUAUCAGGCAUUUCAAAUUACUCUUGAAUUUAGGGCGGAGGCAGAAGAUGGUUUACUGCUCUAUUGCGGGGAGAAUGAACACGGGAGGGGUGACUUCAUGUCUCUGGCCAUCAUCCGACGUUCACUCCAAUUCAGGUUUAAUUGUGGAACUGGGGUUGGCAUCAUUAUAAGUGAAACCAAAAUCAAACUGGGGGGCUGGCACACGGUUACACUCUACAGAGAUGGGCUGAACGGGCUGUUGCAGCUGAACAAUGGCACCCCGGCGACUGGCCAGUCCCAGGGCCAGUACAGUAAAAUUACCUUCCGGACGCCCCUCUAUCUUGGUGGGGCUCCCAGUGCUUACUGGUUGGUUAGAGCAACAGGAACAAACAGAGGCUUUCAAGGCUGUGUGCAGUCGCUCACCGUCAAUGGGAAGCGAAUCGACUUGAGGCCCUGGCCACUGGGGAAAGCACUCAGUGGGGCCGACGUGGGGGAGUGCAGCAGUGGACUCUGUGACGAAGCCUCGUGCAUCAACGGCGGCACCUGUGCAGCAGUCAAAGCCGACGCCUACAUUUGCCUGUGUCCCCUUGGGUUUAAAGGUCGACACUGUGAAGAUGCUUUCACCCUGACCAUCCCUCAAUUCAGAGAGUCCUUGAGAUCCUAUGCUGCAACACCCUGGCCUCUGGAGCCCCAGCAUUACCUUUCCUUCAUGGAGUUUGAGAUCACGUUUCGGCCGGACUCGGGUGAUGGUGUCCUCCUCUACAGCUACGACACGGGCAGCAAAGACUUUGUGUCCAUCAACAUGGCAGGGGGCCACGUGGAGUUCCGCUUUGACUGUGGCUCUGGCACUGGUGUUCUCAGGAGUGAAGACCCCCUCGCCCUGGGCCACUGGCAUGAGCUGCAUGUGUCUCGCACAGCAAAGAAUGGUAUCUUACAAGUGGAUAAGCAGAAGGUAGUGGAGGCAAUGGCAGAGGGAGGCUUCACACAGAUUAAGUGCAACACGGACAUUUUUAUUGGUGGAGUCCCUAAUUACGAUGAUGUGAAGAAGAACUCGGGCAUCCUCAAGCCCUUUAGUGGGAGCAUCCAGAAGAUCAUCCUGAACGACCGAACCAUCCACGUGAAGCACGACUUCACGCGGGGCGUGAACGUGGAGAACGCAGCCCACCCCUGCGUGGGGGCCCCCUGCACGCACGGGGGCAGCUGCCGGCCCAGGAAGGACAGCUAUGAGUGUGACUGCCCCCUGGGCUUCGAGGGGCUCCACUGCCAGAAAGAGUGUGGGAACUACUGCCUCAAUACAAUCACAGAAGCCAUCGAGAUUCCACAGUUUAUCGGCCGCAGUUACCUGAUCUAUGACAAUCCAGACAUCCUCAAGAGGGUAUCAGGAUCAAGAACAAAUGCAUUCAUGAGGUUUAAGACAACUGCCAAAGAUGGCCUGUUGUUGUGGAGGGGAGACAGCCCCAUGAGGCCCAACAGUGACUUCAUUUCCUUGGGCCUUCGAGAUGGAGCCCUGGUGUUCAGCUAUAACCUGGGCAGUGGUGUGGCAUCCAUCAUGGUUAAUGGCUCCUUCAAUGAUGGUCGGUGGCACCGAGUCAAGGCUGUUAGGGAUGGCCAAUCUGGAAAGAUAACUGUGGAUGACUAUGGGGCCAGAACAGGCAAAUCACCUGGCAUGAUGAGGCAGCUCAACAUCAAUGGAGCUCUGUAUGUGGGUGGAAUGAAGGAAAUUGCUCUGCACACUAACAGGCAAUACAUGCGAGGCCUUGUGGGCUGUAUUUCUCAUUUUACUCUGUCCACUGAUUACCACAUUUCCCUCGUGGAAGACGCCGUGGAUGGGAAAAACAUCAACACUUGUGGAGCCAAGUAA